This is a messenger RNA of Callorhinchus milii (elephant shark), 1399 nucleotides long. Its product is annotated as alcohol dehydrogenase class-3-like. Gene Ontology annotation, cellular component: cytosol. The record is from RefSeq and is a predicted model, not a curated record. Gene Ontology annotation, molecular function: zinc ion binding; S-(hydroxymethyl)glutathione dehydrogenase [NAD(P)+] activity. Gene Ontology annotation, biological process: formaldehyde catabolic process. NCBI's taxonomy places the organism in Eukaryota, Metazoa, Chordata, Chondrichthyes, Chimaeriformes, Callorhinchidae.
CAUUGAUUGGAGUCUGUGUGAGUGGCACAGGGAGAGAGAGAGGGCGGACUGGGGGUGCGGGAUGGAGGGGACGGCUGGACAGGUUAUCAAAUGUAAGGCUGCGGUAGCAUGGGAGGCAGGCAAACCGCUGUCUAUUGAAGAGGUGGAGGUUGCUCCCCCAAAGGCUCAUGAAGUUCGCAUUAAGAUUGUCGCCACUGGUGUUUGUCACACCGAUUCUUACACCCUGAGUGGCUCUGAUUCCGAAGGAUUGUUCCCGGUGAUUCUUGGACAUGAAGGAAGUGGGAUAGUGGAGAGUGUUGGAGAGGGAGUGACUUGUGUCAGAGCAGGGGAUCGAGUGAUUCCACUUUACAUCCCACAGUGUGGAGAAUGCAAGUUUUGCCUGAAUCCCAAGACAAACCUCUGCCAGAAGAUCAGGGUUACCCAGGGCCAGGGCUUGAUGCCCGACAAGACAAGCAGAUUUACCUGCAAAGGGAAGCAGAUUUUCCACUAUAUGGGGACCAGCACCUUCUCCCAGUACACAGUUGUUGCUGACAUCUCUGUCGCUAAGGUUGAUGCUGCUGCUCCACUGGAUAAGGUCUGCUUGCUGGGUUGUGGUAUUUCUACUGGCUAUGGUGCAGCCCUCAAUACUGCCAAGGUUGAGUCAGGCUCUACCUGUGCUGUGUUUGGUCUGGGUGGAGUGGGUCUUGCGACUCUUAUGGGAUGCAAAGCAGCUGGUGCUUCUCGUAUCAUUGGGAUUGACGUUAAUAAAGACAAAUUUAAGAUUGCCAAGGAAUUUGGUGCAACUGAAUGCAUCAACCCCAAAGAUCAUGAGAAACCAAUUCAAGAGGUGUUGGUUGAGUUGACAGACGGCGGAGUGGACUACUCUUUUGAGUGCAUCGGUAAUGUGAAUGUGAUGCGAGCUGCAUUGGAAGCCUGUCAUAAAGUGGGAACCAGUGUGAUCAUAGGGGUUGCACCUUCAGGACAUGAGAUCGCAACUCGACCCUUCCAGCUGGUGACUGGCCGCACGUGGAAAGGCACAGCGUUUGGAGGGUGGAAAAGCGUGGAAAGUGUGCCCAAGCUUGUGCAGGAAUACAUGGCUAAGAAAAUAAAGGUGGAUGAGUUUGUAACUCACAAACUCCCAUUUGACAAGAUCAAUGAAAGUUUUGAGCUCAUGCAUGCUGGAAAGGGCAUCCGGACUGUCCUCUCGUUUUGAGGCUGGUGUCCCAAGAGCUUGCAAUACCAUGGCCUUACCUGUCGAAUGGAAUCCUUUACUACAAAAUCAGUCAACUAUGCUCAUUAAUGGCUUAAUUACUUCAUGCAGUGUACAUACUUGAACAGUAAUUAGUGUUUACUUCUGUUGCUGUAUUCCUGUAAUACCUGUUAUGUACAAGUCUCAAAUUAAAAUAAAGGCAUUUUCUUA